CUCUGGUACGAUGAGGUCUUUCAGCAGUAUCAGCACAGGCAUUGGCCUAGCAGUGCUUUCAUUGAUCACAUCAGUCCGCGGUGUCUCAAACUCUACUUGUCCACCAGCGAUCAACUACACCGCCAAUUUCGAAUACGUUGAUACUGUGCUGACUAUUGUGGCCGAUCCGGAUACCCAUGGGCUGGAGUCGAGGCUGGAACCNCAAUGCUAUUGCGGUGGACAACCUGAUGGCGGAGCAGUGACAGGCAACGCCAAUUGUUCGACCUACACUUGUUCUGGAGACGAGUCUCAGAAAUGUGGUGGCCAAUACUUCUUACAGCUCUAUAAAGUCACAAACCCACUACCUGUCGAGAAGGUUGACGGUGAUGUCAAGCGUCAACCUCUCUGCCACACAAGUCCUUUGUGUGAGCACACAGUCUGUGAUACAUCGCUACCCAUUGCAGACAGAAUUGCAUCGCUCUUGUCGGAGAUGACACUGAACGAAAAGAUCGCCAACACUGUGAAUGCUGCAGACGGUGUGGGCCGUCUCGGUCUGCCAGGCUACGACUGGUGGAACGAGGCUCUGCAUGGUCUUGCCCAGGCUCCCGGUGUCAAGUUCAACAGCCCAAAUGGCUCGGCUUUCAGCUAUGCCACAUCAUUUCCCAUGGCCAUCACGACCGGCUCUGCAUUCGAUGAUCCCCUCAUUGGACAGAUUGCUGAUGUCAUUGGGAGAGAGACUCGAGCNUUUGCAAACUUCGAGCAAUGUGGUUACGACUUUUGGACACCCAACAUCAACACUUUUCUUGAUCCUCGCUGGGGUCGAGGUCAAGAGGUGCCUAGUGAAGAUGCAUUCCAUACUCAGCAGUACACCAAGCAGCUGAUUCCUGGUCUCCAAGGCGGUUUAGACCACCCAGAAGAGAAACAGAUCAUUGCUACAUGCAAACAUUUCAAUCUCUACUACGCCGAAACUAACAGAUAUGGCGAGAACUACAAUGCUACCGUUCAGGACUUGGCUGAAUACUUCAACCCACCUUUCAAAUCUUGCGUCCGGGAUGUUGCUGUUGGAUCUGUCAUGUGUGCAUACUACUUCUUGCAAGACACUUUGCGUGAAGACUGGAGCUUCGAUGAACCUUACAAAUACGUCGUUGCCGAUUGCGGUGCGGUUGAAUAUAUUCAAGAUGUUCACAACUUUACCGACACACCUGCUGUAGCUGCAGCUGUUGCUCUGAAUGCUGGUACCGAUCUAGACUGUGGUUUUACCUUUGGAACAUACUUGAACGAGUCGGUGAUCAACAACUACACCACGGAAGCACGAUUGGACCAGGCACUGACUCGUCUUUACACUGGACUUCACACUGUUGGAUACUUUGAUGGUCAAAACCGUUAUGCGUCUCUGUCUUGGGGCGAUGUUGACACCGAAGAUGCUCGAGCUCUCGCUUACCGAUCGGCUUGGGAAGGCAUGGUUCUCCUGAAGAAUGAUGGCCUGUUGCCUCUUUCUCCGAAGUACCAGAAAGUGGCACUCGUAGGACCAUAUGCAAAUGCCUCCAGUCAGAUGCAGGGUAUCUACGCCGGACAAGCACCAUACAUUGUCACUCCUUUGCAAGCGGCAGAAGCAAACUGGGACAACGUCCAAUAUGCAUUUGGUACUGGUGUCAACGGCAGCAACACAACUUUCUUCUCGGAAGCGUUGGAAGCCGCAAGAUCAGCCGACCUUAUCAUUUACAUGGGCGGUAUCGACAGCACGAUUGAACAAGAGACACUGGACCGCAAGUCCCUCACAUGGCCUGGCAACCAACUUGAUCUCGUGCAACAGUUGAGUGGCCUCGGUAAGCCUCUGGCCAUUGUCCAGUUUGGAGGUGGUCAGGUCGAUGAUACUGCGCUACUUGCCAAUGACAACGUCAAUGCCAUCCUAUGGACUGGCUACCCUAGUCAAGAAGGUGGCAACGCUGUCGUCGAUAUUUUGCUUGGCAGACAAGCACCAGCUGGACGCUUGACCACGACUCAAUACGCCGCCAACUAUGUUAAUGAAGUUAGCAUCUUCAAUCCAGACCUGCGUCCUAACGGAAGCUAUCCUGGCCGUACCUAUAAAUGGUUCACAGGCAAGCCAGUUCUGCCUUUUGGCUUCGGACUCUCAUACACGACAUUCGAUCUGUCUUGGUGUGGCAAGCCUCUAAAGCAAUCCUACAACAUCAAGAGCCUGUUCAACAAGCGUCAACACCAUGGUUCAAAACCCACGCCUCUCGACACCUUGCCUUUCGUCACUCUUUCCAUAACUGUCACGAACACUGGCAAUCACACUUCCGACUUCUCGGCCCUUCUCUUCCUUUCCACUUCCAACGCUGGACCGGCACCGUACCCAAACAAAUGGCUUGUCUCCUAUGCUCGCGCUCAUGGCGUUGCGCCUGGAAAAGCCCAACCAGUUGAUCUAGACAUUUCCAUUGGUUCGCUGGCCCGCGCUGAUGAUAAUGGAGACUUGACUGUGUAUCCUGGCAAGUACAAGUUGGCGGUUGAUAACGAUGAGCUUUUGACUGCCGAGUUUGAGCUUGUUGGUGAGCCCGUGAUCGUUGAUCGAUUGACUAGACAGGGAGUUUACGAGUACACUGUUCCAGUGCACUAUAACGCUAGUGCUAAUCUGGUG
Messenger RNA from Aureobasidium musti, 2617 nucleotides. The record is from the annotation of a GenBank genome assembly. NCBI's taxonomy places the organism in Eukaryota, Fungi, Ascomycota, Dothideomycetes, Dothideales, Saccotheciaceae.